Rhagoletis pomonella (apple maggot) is the source of this 3085-nucleotide messenger RNA. RefSeq names its product DNA replication licensing factor Mcm7 (gene Mcm7). Lineage: Eukaryota; Metazoa; Arthropoda; Insecta; Diptera; Tephritidae. The coding region runs from base 140 to 2302 and encodes 720 amino acids. Gene Ontology annotation, cellular component: nucleus; MCM complex. Gene Ontology annotation, molecular function: ATP binding; single-stranded DNA helicase activity; ATP hydrolysis activity. The transcript has 5 exons. Gene Ontology annotation, biological process: DNA replication; DNA replication initiation; double-strand break repair via break-induced replication. The record is from RefSeq and is a predicted model, not a curated record.
GGAUUUUGGCGCGAAAUAAACAAAAGUGACCAAAAAGUGUGCGUUGCAGCUGGCAAAAGUGCAUUUGCGUCUUGAAAAACUGUUUUAGUAUCCAAUAUAAUUAAUUUUUAUUCACACAGGAAAGUAAAUUAUUAAGAAAAUGCCACGUCGAGAUUAUGUACAAGAUAAGGAAUCAAUUAAGACCUUUCUGUCCGAGUUCUGCAAAGAAGAUGACACCGGGAAAAAGCAAUUUGUUUACGCACAUCAACUUGUGAAAAUUGCCCAUCGCGAACAAAUACUCAUCACAAUAGAUCUCGAUCAUGUAUCGGAAUUCAAUGAAGAGCUUACAGAAGCCAUUAUUUCCAAUUGCCGACGUUAUCAAGCGAUGUUCAGUGACGCUAUUGUCGACCUUCUGCCCAGCUUCAAAGAACGUGAGGUUCCAGCCAAGGACGCCUUGGAUGUUUACAUCGAACACCGCUUGUUGAUGGAGUCGCGCACACGCAAUCCAAUGGAACAACGGGAUCAACGUAACAAUUUUCCACCCGAGUUGAUGAAACGAUUUGAAGUGGCUUUCAAGCCACACUCCAAUGAGAAGGCCCAGUCCAUACGUGAAGUCAAAGCGGAACAUAUCGGAAAAUUAGUAACUGUGCGAGGCAUUGUUACUCGUUGCACUGAAGUAAAGCCAAUGAUGGUUGUAGCAACGUAUACUUGUGAUCGUUGCGGCUCUGAAACUUAUCAGCCUGUAAACUCGUUAACAUUCAUACCUGUUCAAGAAUGCCCCUCAGAUGAUUGUCGAGUGAACAAAGCUGGCGGCCGUUUAUACUUGCAAACGCGUGGCUCGAAAUUCGUUAAAUUCCAGGAGAUUAAAAUACAGGAACACAGCGAUCAAGUACCUGUUGGACAUAUACCACGCACCAUGACGAUUAUGUGCCGUGGUGAAGUAACUCGUAUGGCACAACCUGGAGAUCAUGUGCUCAUUUCAGGAGUUUUUCUGCCAUUAGUUCGCACAGGAUUCCGACAAAUAAUUCAAGGCUUAUUAUCUGAAACAUUCCUGCAGGCUUACCGCAUCGUUUGCAUAAAUAAAAAUGACGAGGCGAGUGACCAGGAAUCUGAGCUUACUGGUGAAGAGUUGCAAGAGCUAGCACAGGACGACUUUUAUGAGCGUCUUGCCACUAGUUUAGCGCCGGAGAUCUAUGGUCACUUGGAUGUGAAAAAGGCAUUGCUGCUACUUUUGGUGGGAGGCGUUGAUAAGCGUCCAGAUGGCAUGCGUAUACGUGGUAACAUAAAUAUCUGCCUGAUGGGCGAUCCUGGUGUAGCCAAAUCUCAGCUUCUUAGCUACAUAAGUCGUCUUGCCGUGCGUUCACAAUAUACCACCGGUCGUGGUUCCUCUGGUGUGGGUUUAACCGCCGCCGUCAUGAAGGACCCUCUCACUGGUGAAAUGAUGCUUGAGGGUGGUGCACUCGUGCUUGCCGACCAGGGUGUAUGUUGCAUUGACGAGUUCGAUAAGAUGGCAGAUCAGGACCGCACAGCAAUACACGAAGUAAUGGAACAGCAAACAAUUUCCAUUGCCAAAGCAGGCAUUAUGACUACGUUGAAUGCGCGUGUAUCAAUAUUGGCUGCUGCCAAUCCUGCUUUUGGACGUUACAAUCCACGACGCACAGUUGAACAAAAUAUUCAGCUACCAGCUGCACUUCUGUCACGUUUCGAUUUGCUUUGGCUAAUGCAAGAUAAACCAGAUCGAGACAAUGAUUUGCGUUUAGCUAAGCACAUUACCUACGUGCAUAGUCACAAUAAGCAGCCACCGACACGAGUAAAGGCACUCGAUAUGAAUCUUAUGCGACGUUACAUCAACCUUUGCAAGCGCAAAAACCCCACUAUACCCGAUGAGUUGACGGAAUACAUUGUUGGAGCUUAUGUGGAAUUGCGACGAGAGGCGCGCAAUCAAAAGGACAUGACCUUUACAUCGGCACGUAAUCUCUUGGGAAUUCUACGCUUAUCUACGGCACUGGCACGUCUACGUUUGUCGGAUAAGGUUGAAAAGGAUGACGUAGCCGAGGCGCUACGCCUGCUGGAAAUGUCAAAGGAUUCGUUGAAUCAGUUACAUGAGCAUCAAAAAGGACACGUCCCCAACACAUCGGACAAGAUAUUCGCUGUUGUGCGUGAAUUAGCCGGCUCUAGCAAUACUGUUAAAAUCGCGGACGUAAUUGAUCGUUGUACAACCAAAGGCUUCAAACCAGACCAAGUGGACAAGUGCAUUGAGGACUACGAGGAGCUGAACGUGUGGCAAGUCAACAUGGCGCGCACAAAAAUCACCUUUAUGUAAUGAAAACGACAGCUUGGUACGUCGUUUCGUUCGCACCUAAAGUACAUAUUUUGACUUGCAUAUUUUCAUUUAACUCACUUUCAUCUUCAUCAAUUACGUUCUUGUUACUUGAAUGUAAGAAAGUGUAUUUUUUUAGUUUUAAAGCAAUAAACGUUAGAAAGACAAUUUUAUGUUCACUAUAAUUUAUUUGAAAUAAACGCAUAAACUAUUUGCGUUAAGAAUACACAUUGAUAUAGAUAAUAGUAAAAACAACAAUAAUACACAAUAUUAGAUUCUCGGAAAUAUAUGUACAUUUGGAUUGAUUGCGGGUUGUGAAACAAAUAUUAAUAACUUUGAAUUUGAUAUUCAUAAAACGCUUCGAAAUAAAAACCUAAUAAAAUGGCAUCCUGUUAAGUACCUCCAGAGCUAUUCUCUAAUAAAAUCCUAAUACCAAUCGGGGGAGCAAAAGAUAUUGAAAGAACCGAAAUGCUGGCGACGCCUACAACAUCUAUGUAUUUCCUGCUGCUCGUGUGCAAAAAUUGGUCUAUAAAAAUACGGCCCCUUAAUUUUUGUAAUGUAUGCGUUAAAAGCGAUAUAUUAAUUCCCUUUUCGAGACUGUUCCCUUGUAGGGGAGGGUUUUCAACGAUUUUAUUUUCUACAUUGCGCGAUAACUUUUUAAUACAAGUGUUAAAAAAAAAAUAAAAUAUUCGGGUGCAAACGUGGCUCCCACAUUUCUACGCAAAGCUCAAUGUAUAAUUUUGGACUAAAACUCUAACCUAUAUAUCGUCGUUUAAAGUACAAAAC